GAAAAGUGCAGAAAAGUGUGAAAUAAAAAUCGAAUUUUCGCAAUAACGGACGAACAAUUGAGCGUAAAUCAUCGAAAAGUAUUAACUUUUGUGUCUAAAGUCAAUGAAAACUUUCAAAUUCAGUACGAAUUCUACUUAAAUCCUGCUAAAAAUCGCCAUUAAAAUAAAGUAAGAAAAAGGAUAAUCGAUAACGAAAAAGAAAAAUUAGGUGAAGGACAAAAUGCCUCAAAAUAACCAGCAACAAGGACAGGCACAGCCGCAGGCACAGCAACAGCAGCCAAACGUACGAAUGAUUCCCAUUUUCGUGGAGGGUCGUGAUCAGCCUGUGAUUCCGCGUGACAUCCCCGAUUCGUCGAGCAGCGGUUCAAUUCCCGAAAUGGGACAAGUGCCACAAUACCCGCCGGGACGCCAAGAAAUGCCUCGGAUGUCGCCAAACAUGUCGGAUUUCGCAAAUGACAUGCCUGGCUUCUCACACGGAUCAAUUUUCGAUCGUGCCAAAGAUUUUCCGGUGCGUCGUAGCUUCCCCACGGCACAGGAAUUCUUCAAUCGAGGCGCGAGUCCAUCGCGCGAAUCCCCAAUUCGACAAGUGCCCAUAAAUCACGUGAAUGAACCUGCGUUUUCGCCAUUUGGCGCGAAUUCACAUCAACAAUUUAUGCCGUCGCGUCGCCAACAACCGUCGCCGCCCACGCAGCAGAUGCCAUUUCCGCCAAAUAAGCAACCGCGAUCACGAACUUCGUCGAGAAACAGCGAAGAACCCGCCGGGCAACAGCAGGAAUUCGAACAACAAGCUCGCCAAGUGCCGAUUCAGCGUCAAAGUCCUGCGCCGCAGCAGCAACAACAACAACAACAACAAAGAGCUCCUUCCGAAGAACCAAAGCCGAAACCCAUGCCCGAAGGCCCGAUCGAAAAAAUUCAAAAAAUCCAGAAAAAUGUCCUGGAUUUGAUGACGCAAGUCGAACAAUUCAACGGCAAAACGAAAAAGGACAAGGAAUACAUUUAUCUCGACGAGAUGCUGACACAGAAUCUCCUGCGACUCGACGACGUUGAAACGGGCGGCAAGGAAAAUGUCAAAUUGGCACGCAAGGAAGCCGUCAAAUGCAUCAAUCGAUGCCUUUCCGUACUUGAAGCGAAGGCAGAAGCAGCUGAACAUCCCUCAGAUGCCGCUCCAAUGGAGACAAAUGUCACGCAAAACGGCGAAAUUGCCCCGGAAAAUACUCAGAACGAAAAUCAGCAAAUGGAAGUCGAUCCCUCGAAUAACCAAGAACAAGCGGCACCCGAAAAACAAGCUUCCCGCGGGUCAAUUUACGAUAAUCACGACCCAAAUGCACCCGCGACGCAACAAAAUUCAGAACAACCGGCGUCACAGAAGGAAGGAACGCCCCAGCCCACGAACGAAAAGCGCGAAAGCAAAGAAAACAGCCCGGCAGUGCAGCAGCAGCAACAACAAAAGGAACCAACUCCGCCCGUAGCUGAAGCCGCUGUAGCGAAAUCUGGAUCAGGAUCUAGUCAAAAAUAGUCAUUUGUGUCGAGGAUGCGGGAAAAGUUCAAGUAACACUUUUUAUUUUACGUCAUCUGAAAAAAAAAAAAUAAUAAAUUUUAUUUAACGAACAUGACCGAAUUCAACAACCGUCCUCAAUACACAACAACAAUGACUAAACAAAAAAAGCGAUUUUCUUGUAUAUAACUUUAAUAAUGUGACAAAAAUGCGUUUAGUUUUUUUUUUCAAUAAUUAAAAUUAAUUUAAGGUUUUUUUUUACUUACUUUACUAAUUCGAUGAUUCUCGUAUGUCUAAAAUUAAAUAUUAAAACAAAAUAAAAAAAAUCACUUUCUUCUAAAAUAGGAAUGUAAGUAGAAAAUGCAAUUAUUAAGAAUGAGAUCACGCAGACGAAAUAAAAAUGUAGUAAUAGAUAGACAGAAAGCACGUUGACGUCGUUCAAAGAAAAAAAAAUAAAUAAAAUCAAAUAAAUAAUCACAGCUAACAAAACGCGCUUUCUUCUCUUUUUUAAUGUUAACUUAAAUUAUUUAUCUUCCUAAUAUGUACCCAAUACAAAAAAAAAUCAAAAAUAAAAAAAGAGAGUAUUUAACUUUGUAAUAAAGUGUUGUAAAAAAUUAUUUAUUACAUUUCACGUAUUUAAGAAGAAGAAAAAAAGCCUAAAAAGUUGUUUUAGAA
Molecule: messenger RNA, 2170 nt
Organism: Culicoides brevitarsis
Lineage: Eukaryota; Metazoa; Arthropoda; Insecta; Diptera; Ceratopogonidae
Gene: stv
Product: BAG domain-containing protein Samui
Exons: 2
Coding region: 221-1516 (431 amino acids)
Biological process (GO): protein stabilization
Cellular component (GO): cytosol; membrane; nucleus
Molecular function (GO): adenyl-nucleotide exchange factor activity; protein-folding chaperone binding
Source: RefSeq, a predicted model, not a curated record